Messenger RNA from [Candida] anglica, 2706 nucleotides. Lineage: Eukaryota; Fungi; Ascomycota; Pichiomycetes; Serinales; Debaryomycetaceae. The record is from the annotation of a GenBank genome assembly.
UUAUUUUUUCUCUUUUCCACCUACAUCGGUUUGUGCCUCACUAGCAAGUCAGUUCACUGCGUGGGGGAGAUCAUACAUUCAUUAACGAGAAUAAAAAAAAAUUAAAAAGUCUCAGAGCAGGCUCUUAAAAAUUAAAAAGGAGAAGUCAACAUCAAUAUCAACCCCAUACAUUAAACCAGAUACCCUGAUUGUAGUUGGAUAUGACCCAACAACGCUACCAACGGCUCGAUGGCUCACAGCCCAUGCACCCUCCUCUAUACGACGAGAUCCAGCCGACCCCGCCGAUGGAGCAGUUUGAAAUAGAAGACGGAGAAUCAUCGUCAAAUCUCCAUCUGUCGAAUACGCGCCACCGUUUACUUGGUAGAGCAUCACUGAUCACCAAGAAAUUUGCAUCUAAUAUCAACCGAGGAGUGAUCCGCCCGGUCACACAGAUGAUAGACCCAAUCUACGAGGGAUACAAAUACUUCAACAUGCAAUACGAACAAGCUAUUUUGAAAUUAGGUAACCCCCUUGUGGUGAAACGUCUUCUUUACGUGUUUUUCAUAAUGCUGUUCAUUUUCUUUCUUACCAAGUAUAACGUGGAUGGCAGCGGACAAAGUUCUGGCGGAGCCUUCUCGCUGGGGAAACUCUAUGACAUUGAAAAACUUGCCGAAUCGUUUGAAUCCAUGGUUGAUGUCAAGACCAUGAAAGAGCAUUUGGAAUAUUUUCUGUCGAUGCCUCACUUAGCUGGGACUAAGGGAGACUUGGCUUUGGCCCGCUACAUGGAGUCGUAUAUGAAAAACAAUGGGAUACGGACCAUUGACUUUAAUGAAAUUGGAAGCUUUGUGAAUUAUCCUUCCAAUUAUGAUCAUACUUAUGUUCGAUUGAAUGAUGGGUCAUUCCAAGCACAACUACUGGAGAAGCCCGAAGGAGCGGCCAAUGAUGCCAUGCAGUAUCAUUCGUAUAAUCCAAAUGCAAUGAAUACCAAUGGAGAGAUCCGCGGUCAAUACAUCUAUGCCAAUUAUGGUACCGAAGAAGAUUUCCAGAAAUUGAAAGAUGGUGCCAUUGAUUUGGCAGAGAAGAUAUUAUUGGUGAGAUAUGGAGGUUCUAUCCCCAACUCUAACAAGGUAAAAUUAGGGAAAAAAUACGGAGCAGCUGCGAUUAUUUUCAUUUCGAAUUCGUUUGAAACUGGUGAUGGUGUGGUACAUGAUGAUAUUAUUGAAAGAGUCAAUGUAGGACUUGAAAGAUUCAGUACUGGAGACGUACUCACCCCUGGCUGGUCUUCAGGAGAAGGAUACGUUAUCAGAUUGCCUUGGUUCAAAAGUGAAACCACUGCCAAGAUUCCAACAGUACCUAUUUCUUAUAAAGAUGGACAAGAACUCUUGAAGAGACUCAAAAAGGGAGUUAAAUUUGGAAAGCAAUAUUCUGGAGCGUCUGAAGAAAUUCAGAUUGCUAUGAAGAUUACCAACGAACAACGGGAAGUGCAUCCGAUUUGGAAUGUGGUUGGUUCCAUUGAAGGACGCGAACAACCUGAAAAGGGCCUUAUUAUUGGUGCAUCCAGAGAUUCGACGUGUUUUGGCACCAUGGGUACCAACACAGGGCUGGUUAUAUUGAUGGAGUUGAUUAAGAUUUUUACUGCUCUCCAAAGGAAAUUCAAUUGGUCCCCUUCGAGAUCAAUUUAUUUUGCUUCAUUCGAUGGUUCAGAGUAUAACUUGGCUGGACUGACAGAAUGGAUUGAGAGUAGACAAGAGCAAUUGAAAAGACAAGGCUUUGCAUACAUUGAUUUGAGUGAUUUAGUCACGGGUGAUAUUCUUGAAGUGAAAUCACAUCCAUUCUUAAAGAAAAUGAUUAAAGAUGUAUUGGGGAAAGUGAGCAAUGGAGACUCUAAAUCUCUCUUGGAUUUAUUGAAAUCUCAAAAUUCUGGGAAUGAAUUUAUAUCCAAUAACUUUGUAGAACUGAAGAAUUACAUCCCAUUUAUCAAUCUUCUUAACAUUCCUGCCAUUGAAGUGAAGUUUUCAGGAACAAAACCGUAUCCUAAGAGUUCUUGUAUGGAUAAUUUCCAACAUUUUGAAAAGGCUAAAAUUGACCCUGAUAUGAAGAAUCAUAAACUUAUAGUUCAAGUUUUGUCGAGAUUGAUUUUGGAAUUAGCAGAACAACCAUUGAUCCCAUACAAUAUUAAUGAUUUGGCUACUGAUAUGAUGUCAUAUAUUAAGGAUAUUGAGAAUUAUACUAAUGAGGUGUUUGGAAAUGAUGAGAAGUCCGACAAACCAGCAAUGGAAUUUGUAAGGUUAGAAAAUUCAAUCCAGACCCUCAUGUCAGCAGCAGAAAGAUUUCAACAAUGGAGCUCCCGUUGGAAGCUGUUUGUUGUUGAAUCUGGUGAUGUUGAGCCAUCUCUUUUGGCAAUGAAUAGAUGGAAAGAGAACGACAAUUUGGUUGACUUUAAUUCUAAGUUUAUUAGUGAUUAUCCACAAAAAUACCGUCCUGGAUAUGUGAACCUUUUGUUUGGAGUUUCAUUCGGGGCACCUGAAAGUGUCGAAAAGGGUGAUACUAGACAAUGGAAUACAUUCCCAAGUAUUAGGGACUACCUUGAUACCAAACAAUAUACAAGAGCGCUGAAUGAUUUGAGAACAUUAAGUAACUUAAUGGAGGAAGCUGCCUCGGAGAUAUUGAGACCCUGAUCAUUUAUGUAUAUAGAAAAUAGUACACCAAGAAAUAAUACUUAUGUCU